AUGGUUGUUAAAACCGUAGACAUAUUUCUAGCAAGAUCUAGAAAUAUUCUCUCAAUUCUAUCGAUUUGGUUACCUCCUACAAAAUAUGUUAUUUUUUGCUAUAUAAUUAGAUCGGUUGUAUUUUUCUCUCAGUACUCUUUUUUGGUUCUCGAACUCAUUUAUAUUAUGCUAGUGUGGGGUGAUCUUAAUGAGGUCUCCGAGGCUUCGCACUUGCUCUUCACUCAGACGGCGGUGUGUUAUAAAAUGACAGUUUUUAUAAUAAACAAGACUAAUUUAAUAGCAUUAUUGAAGUUUAUGGAGACGGAUAUUUUUGAAUCUCGAAACGAUGUCCACGAUAAAAUUUUGAUAACAAAAGCUGACAAAGUGAAAAAUUUGUGUGGAAUUUUCUUAAUUAACGCGCUAAUUGCCUGCACGUUGUGGACCAUCACGCCGUGGUUUGAAAGCUCAGAGGCAAGAGAGUUUCCUUUUAAGAUUUGGAUGCCUCUAGAUUCAAAGAAAUCUGUGGAGUUCGAAUUGGGAUAUUUAUAUCAAGUGAUUGCCAUCUACGUGAGCGCCUUACUAUUCUUCUCAGUUGACAGCAUCAGCCUCUCUAUGAUAAUGUUUGGUUGCGCCCAAAUUGAAAUCAUUAUUAAUAAAAUGCAAAAGAUACAAAACAUAUCUAUGACAACAAAAACAAAAAGCAAUGAAUAUAAAAAAAUCAUUAAUGAUAACAAUAAAUUAUUUGAUGACUGCAUUCGCCAGCACCAGGCCGUUAUAAGAUUUAUCGAGUUGCUGGAAAAUACGUACCACGCCAAUAUAUUUUUUCAAUUAACCGGUACAGUUAUCAUUAUCUGCAUCAUCGGACUGUGUAUAACUAUCGCAAAACCGAGCAGCAUUCAGUUCUUCUCGAUGGUGUUCUACAUGGUGACCAUGACGUCUCAGCUGCUACUUUACUGCUGGUGCGGAAGCGAACUGACCACUAAAAGUGAAGAUUUACGCGAGUGUUUGUAUCAAUGUGUGUGGUACGAACAGGACGUCAAAUUCAGGAGAUCCCUUCUCAUUGCGAUGGAGAGUAUGAAAAGACCUAUUAUUUUCAAAGCAGGGCAUUACAUUCCACUAUCGCGACCGACUUUUGUGCUCAUUUUGCGUACGUCCUAUUCGUACUUCGCUGUUCUUAAUCAAGCUAAUAAUAAAUGAACUGCAUUUUAUUAGCUCUUGCAUUUAAAAUGAAGUAGUGUAGAAAUAUAUGGAAAUAAAUAUAAAAUAAAUUU
Melitaea cinxia (Glanville fritillary) is the source of this 1250-nucleotide messenger RNA. It is a transcript of the gene Or-41, whose product is annotated as odorant receptor Or1-like. Gene Ontology annotation, biological process: sensory perception of smell; detection of chemical stimulus involved in sensory perception of smell. The coding region runs from base 1 to 1176 and encodes 391 amino acids. The transcript has 8 exons. Gene Ontology annotation, cellular component: plasma membrane. The record is from RefSeq and is a predicted model, not a curated record. Gene Ontology annotation, molecular function: olfactory receptor activity; odorant binding. NCBI's taxonomy places the organism in Eukaryota, Metazoa, Arthropoda, Insecta, Lepidoptera, Nymphalidae.